Molecule: messenger RNA, 1641 nt
Organism: Cyphellophora attinorum
Lineage: Eukaryota; Fungi; Ascomycota; Eurotiomycetes; Chaetothyriales; Cyphellophoraceae
Exons: 3
Coding region: 1-1641 (546 amino acids)
Biological process (GO): ubiquitin-dependent endocytosis
Cellular component (GO): cytosol; cytoplasm; plasma membrane
Molecular function (GO): protein-macromolecule adaptor activity; ubiquitin protein ligase binding
Source: RefSeq, a predicted model, not a curated record
AUGUCAGUCCGAAUACACUUCGAUCAACCCGAUAACCACUGCUACACAAAUCUCGACUAUGUGAGUGGUCGUGUGACGCUCAUUCUUCCCGCAGACGCAACGAUCGCUGCCAUCACAGUGAAACUCGAAGCCGAAGCGCGGACCAGAUUAGAGGCGCCCAAAUACCCUGGAAAUGAGCGAUCAGAGAAGAAGCGCACAGAGCGCGAGAUACACAAGCUUCUGUACCAGGUCUUGACCGUUUUCCCCACGCCUGAACUCCAGGCAUCGUCCCCUAAUGCUCAUUUCACACUUCUGGCUGGCCAGUACAACUAUGCCUUCAAGUUCAAGUUCCCAUUCAACAAUGACUGCAACAAAAAUCAAAGUCUGCUCAAGGACCUCAAGGUUGGCCAGCUGAAUGUCCAGUUCGCGCCGGAUCUCGAUCAACAUGUCAAGAAGACGCUGCCUCCGUCCCUGAGUGGCUUUCCAGGCCGAGCGGACAUCUUCUACUAUCUGAAGGUCACGGUGGUACGACCCAAGUUUUAUCAGGAGAACAUUCGGUCCCAAAUUACGCUUAAAUUUCUACCGAUUGAGCCUCCUCGUCCUCCCGACAAGCAAGAAGAAACCUUCGCUCGCCGAAAGCAGCAGUUCCAGAAGUAUGCCGGGCAGCCUGCACGCAAGAAUAGUCUCUUCAAAAAGUCUGCUCCUGACAGCCCAGUCGCGGAACCUCCGACAUUUCAGGUCGAUGCUCGUCUGCCGAACCCAGCAAUUCUGACAUGCAAUGAAAGCAUUCCUCUGAGGAUGCUCGUGCAGCGACUCGGUGAUGUUAAUGCAGAUGUGUACCUGAGCAUGUUUCAGAUCGAACUCGUAGGGUGGACCGAGAUACGAGCACACGAUCUGAAGCGGGUUGAGAGUGGAAGUUGGAUUAUCAAGUCGUUGGCGAACAUGAACAUGCCUCUCAAUAUGCCGAAGCUCAAGUCGCAGACCGAGUUCAAGGUCCCAUCCCACCUGUGGGACAGUGUCCCGUUGCCGAAUACAGUUGCCCCAUCCUUCGAUACCUGCAACAUAUCACGAAAGUACGAGCUCGAAAUCCGCGUCGGCCUGUCGCAUUCGGUCGAUGGUGAUUCCCGACCUGAGAUGAUUGUGCUCCCGUUGAAGCUGCCGGUCGAAGUCUGGUCUGGAAUCGCGCCACCAGCGGGCCUCGUUAGGGCCAUGAGGGAACGGGCUGGCACUGCAGAGAGCGGUAACGACAACCCCACGCAGCAGUCUGCGAAACACACAUACGAGACCAGCAACAGUGCGCCGUCACCUGCAGUACCUGGAGGCUCCAUGCAGAAACAGCAACCACUCCCCGCGUCAGGCGAGGACGACGGACCGCCGCCACCCAGCUACGAAGACGCAAUGGCGGAAGACUUCACACCCGUCGACGGCCCUCGCCGUGAAUACAACAUACCCGCAGGUGAACCACAGACUCCAGCUUUCAAUAGCGAUUCCAAGUCUGGCGGCCUCAGUCGACGAGUCAGUGAACGGCUGUUCUCGUCAAAUGCGCCAUCGGGACCGGGGAGAGUCACGCAGCAGUCCAACACCAUAGAGGAAGAGCAGUCAUACACUGAAGAUAACCCACCACCCUUGCCUACGAGAUCAUCGACAACAGAAAAGGGCUGA